AUGGGCUCCGAGAACGACUCCGUAGACAUACCGACAGGAUGCUCUCUCGAGAAUGCCGAAGUUCAUAUGACGGGCAAGAGAAGGAAUUAUUUAUUUCUCCGCUUUAUCCGCUCCGUGUUAAAAUGGCUUCCCGAGGAACGAAAGACUGCACUUACGUCGUACCGAAGGUGUAACAACAGUGACCCAGGCCCGGCCAGGUUGAAGAGAAACGCUGGCCCAGACGAGUGGCUUGAAGCAGCAAAAGAUUGCAAAUAUCUCUCAGAACAUCAUAUGAAGCAGCUAUGUGAGAUUGUCAAGGAAUUCAUGAUGGAAGAGUCAAACAUCCAGCCGGUUUCCGCCCCAGUAACAAUAUGCGGCGAUAUUCACGGCCAAUUCUAUGACCUACUCGAGCUUUUCCGCGUUGCAGGCGGCAUGCCGAAUGACAGCAAUAUUGAAUCUCCAACGGCCCCACCAACUAUUAUCACGUCAGAUAAUAUCGAGCCACCAUCCUCCAUCACAGAUCCGAAAUUAAGGAAGAAGAUCAGGCAAAAUGUCGACGGCGCGAAUACUGGCGACGCAGAUGAGAGCGGACCUUCUUCUCCCCCAGAUGAUAAGUCAGGGGACACAUCACAAUUGAACAGCAUGCCCAGCGGGAAUUUUAUAUUUUUGGGGGACUACGUGGAUAGAGGAUAUUUUAGUUUGGAGACGUUGACCUUAUUGCUUUGUUUAAAGGCCAAGUUCCCAGACAAAAUUACGCUCGUCCGGGGCAACCACGAAUCACGGCAGAUCACUCAAGUUUACGGAUUUUACGAAGAAUGUUUUCAGAAAUAUGGCAACGCCUCCGUAUGGAAAGCCUGCUGCCAGGUGUUUGAUUUUAUGACCCUCGGGGCCAUAGUGGAUGGGAAGGUACUCUGCGUACAUGGCGGCCUAAGUCCAGAGAUUCGCACGCUGGACCAGGUGCGCGUUGUUGCCAGGGCCCAAGAGAUCCCACAUGAAGGUGCCUUCUGCGAUCUCGUCUGGUCGGACCCGGACGACGUAGAGACGUGGGCGGUGAGCCCAAGGGGCGCUGGCUGGUUAUUUGGUGACAAAGUAGCGGAGGAAUUUUGCCAAGUGAAUGACCUAACGCUGAUAGCGCGCGCCCACCAGCUCGUAAAUGAGGGCUACAAAUAUCACUUCCAGAAGCAGAACGUGGUGACCGUAUGGAGCGCGCCGAAUUACUGCUACCGGUGUGGUAACAUGGCAUCAGUGUGCGAAAUACGCGAGGACCUGAAGCCGAUGUUCAAACUAUUUUCGGAGGUGCCGGACGAUAUGAGACAUGUGCCCAAUGUGAGGCCCGGGAAGAGUGAGUAUUUCUUGUAG
Histoplasma capsulatum G186AR is the source of this 1338-nucleotide messenger RNA. Its product is annotated as serine/threonine phosphatase. The record is from RefSeq and is a predicted model, not a curated record. Gene Ontology annotation, molecular function: protein serine/threonine phosphatase activity. NCBI's taxonomy places the organism in Eukaryota, Fungi, Ascomycota, Eurotiomycetes, Onygenales, Ajellomycetaceae. Gene Ontology annotation, cellular component: cytoplasm. Gene Ontology annotation, biological process: G1/S transition of mitotic cell cycle; peptidyl-serine dephosphorylation. The coding region runs from base 1 to 1338 and encodes 445 amino acids. The transcript is spliced from 6 exons.